Cicer arietinum (chickpea) is the source of this 1630-nucleotide messenger RNA. Its product is annotated as serine/threonine-protein kinase STY13. Lineage: Eukaryota; Viridiplantae; Streptophyta; Magnoliopsida; Fabales; Fabaceae. Gene Ontology annotation, biological process: signal transduction; protein phosphorylation. Gene Ontology annotation, cellular component: cytoplasm. The record is from RefSeq and is a predicted model, not a curated record. Gene Ontology annotation, molecular function: protein kinase activity; ATP binding.
CGUAAGUGGAGAGAGAGAGAGAGAGAUUGGUGAUUGGUUCUUUUCCAUGUUCCCCUUUCCGGGGAUUCUUCUCUUUUCCCCAUGAAUUUUCAAAAUAUCUUUUUGGGCUUUGGGCUUUGCUUCUCUCUCUCUUUCAACCAUGUGGGUUCCAUGCUUUUGUCUCUCAACUAAGAAAAAUGUUAAAACAUCAAUCUUUUUUCAGUUUUGAUCUUCGAGCCUAACCUUUUUUGAGAUGUGGUUCUGACCUUCAGACCACACUUCAGAGGAUGUCCACUUUACUUCUCUGUUUCAUCUCACCAUAUCCAUUUUUUCCUCUUCCAUUCUCAUCCACCCUUCCAAUCUUUUCCUUCUAGGGUUCUUUUUUUCCUUCUAAUUCUCUGAUUUCACUUUCUGCCAAGCUCAACAAUACUUAACUUCCUCAUGUAAAGAAAAACAAAUGGAAUCUGGAGCUAGAUUCUACUCAGUUGAUGACUUCAAUUUUGACCCUAAAUGGCUUAUUGAUCCUAAGCAUCUUUAUGUUGGGCCCCGGAUUGGAGAAGGUGCUCAUGCUAAAGUCUAUGAGGGAAAAUAUAAAAACCAGAUUGUUGCUAUUAAAAUUGUACAUAAAGGAGAAACUACAGAAGACAUUGUCAAGAGAGAAGGUCGCUUUGUGAGGGAGGUGGCUAUGUUGUCUAGAGUGCAACAUAAGAACUUGGUGAAGUUUAUCGGUGCCUGCAUGGAGCCAGUAAUGGUGAUAGUCACUGAGCUGUUAUCAGGAGGAACGCUGCGCAAGUAUUUGCUUAACAUGCGCCCCAAAUGCUUGGAUACACAUGUUGCCAUUGGUUUUGCGCUUGAUAUUGGACGUGCUAUGGAAUGCCUGCAUUCUCAUGGGAUCAUACACCGUGAUCUUAAACCUGAUAACUUGCUACUGACUGAAGACCAUGAAACAGUGAAGCUAGCAGAUUUUGGUUUAGCAAGAGAAGAGUCUUUAACUGAGAUGAUGACAGCCGAAACGGGAACAUACCGUUGGAUGGCUCCAGAGUUAUAUAGUACUGUCACAUUGAGGCAAGGGGAGAAGAAGCAUUAUAACCAUAAAGUCGAUGCUUAUAGCUUCGCAAUCGUGUUUUGGGAGCUCUUGCACAACAAAGUUCCUUUUGAAGGCAUGUCAAACCUUCAAGCAGCAUAUGCUGCAGCCUUUAAGAAUGUUAGGCCGAGUGCGGACCAUCUUCCUGAGGAAUUGGCCGAAAUUCUUACUUCAUGCUGGCAAGAGGACGCAAAUGCCCGACCCAACUUCACCCAGAUAAUCCAAAUGCUCUUAAAUUAUCUCUACACAGUUUCACCUCCUCAACCUGCAAUUCCUUCAAGAAUAUUCACUUCUGAGAACACUGUGUUGCCACCAGAGUCACCUGGUACAAGCUCCUUAAUGGCAAAACGUGAUGACACUGGCGAUACACCGAGACUAAAAGAAGAAAACAAGCCUAAUGGUUUCCUUUGCUGUUUCAGUCAGUGUUAUUAACUCUUCAACAAUUCUUCUUUAAGGUAAAAAUGGGAUUCAAAAUUUGUAAGAUAGAAUUUAGUCGAAAGAGGGAUCCUUUUUUACGACUCAGUAAAUGAUCAGAUUAAUAAUAAUACCCCUACAAUUUCAGUAAAA